CGCCCGCCCCUCGCCCGCCUGGAGCCACGGUCCGAGCCUUGCGGAGCGCCGCAGUGGGAUCCGGCUGCCCGCAGCCCCUGACCCCGUCCCGGACGGAGCUCCGGCAGCACCACCGCCCUCUGGCCGCUGCUUCAUCGGCUUGGCAAGAUGUCGGUGAAGGAGGGCGCACAGCGCAAGUGGGCAGCGCUGAAGGAGAAGCUGGGGCCACAGGACUCGGACCCCACAGAGGCCAACCUAGAGAGCGCGGACCCUGAGCUGUGCAUCCGGCUGCUCCAGAUGCCCUCUGUGGUCAACUACUCCGGCCUGCGCAAGCGCCUGGAGGGCAGCGACGGUAGCUGGAUGGUGCAAUUCCUGGAGCAGAGCGGCCUGGAUCUGCUGCUCGAGGCGCUGGCGCGGCUGUCGGGCCGCGGUGUGGCACGCAUCUCGGAUGCCCUGCUGCAGCUCACCUGCGUUAGCUGCGUGCGCGCCGUCAUGAACUCGCGGCAGGGCAUCGAGUACAUCCUCAGCAACCAGGGCUACGUGCGCCAGCUCUCCCAGGCCCUGGACACAUCCAACGUGAUGGUGAAGAAGCAGGUGUUUGAGCUGCUGGCUGCCCUGUGCAUCUACUCUCCCGAGGGCCACGCGCUGACCCUGGACGCCCUGGACCACUACAAGACGGUGUGCAGCCAGCAGUACCGCUUCAGCAUUGUCAUGAACGAGCUCUCCGGCAGCGACAACGUGCCUUACGUAGUCACCCUGCUCAGCGUGGUCAACGCCGUCAUCCUGGGCCCCGAGGACCUGCGCACGCGCACCCAGCUGCGGAAUGAGUUUAUCGGGCUGCAGCUGCUGGACGUCCUAGCUCGCCUGCGAGACCUGGAGGAUGCCGACCUGCUGAUCCAGCUGGAGGCCUUCGAGGAGGCCAAGGCUGAGGACGAGGAGGAGCUGCUGCGAGUCUCUGGUGGGGUCGACAUGAGCAGCCACCAGGAGGUCUUUGCCUCCCUGUUCCACAAGGUGAGCUGCUCCCCGGUGUCCGCCCAGCUCCUGUCAGUGCUGCAGGGCCUCCUGCACCUGGAGCCCAGCCUCCGCUCCAGCCAGCUGCUCUGGGAGGCCCUGGAGAGCCUGGUGAACCGGGCCGUGCUCCUGGCCAGCGAUGCCCAGGAAUGCACCCUGGAGGAAGUGGUUGAGCGGCUUCUGUCUGUCAAGGGGCGACCCAGACCGAGCCCCCUGGUCAAGGCCCAUAAAAGCGUCCAGGCCAACCUAGGCCAGAACCAGAGGGGCAGCUCCCCGCACAACACUACAACCCCCAAGCCCAGCGUGGAGGGCCAGCAGCCAGCAGCAGCUGCUGCCUGUGAGCCCGCAGACCACACCCAGAGUGACAGCGUCCUGAAAGUUUCUCAGCCGAGAACCCUGGAGCAGCAGGCGUCCCCUCUUCCCCCACCCACCCCCCUGCUCCCUGGUUCCAGUGCUGAGCCCCCUCCCCCUCCUCCCCCACCCCCGCCUCCACCCCUGCCAGGCCUGAGGACCACAGCACCCCCAGCACUUCCUCUGUCACCACCCCUGACAAGCUCCUGUGAGUUCCUGCCCCCACCACCUCCACCACUCCCGGGCAUGGGAUGCCCGCCCCCACCCCCACCCCUGCUGCCUGGUAUGGGCUGGGGCCCUCCUCCACCCCCACCUCCACUGCUGCCCUGCACCUGCCGCCCCCCUGUGGCGGGAGGCGUGGAGGAGGUCAUCGUGUCCCAGGUGGACCACAGCUUGGGCUCCGCCUGGGUCCCCAGACAUCGGCGGGUGAACCCACCCACACUGCGCAUGAAGAAGCUGAACUGGCAGAAGCUGCCAUCCAACGUGGCACGUGAGCACAACUCUAUGUGGGCGUCCCUGAGCAGCCCCGAUGCUGAGACUGUGGAGCCUGACUUCUCCAGCAUCGAGCAGCUCUUCUCCUUCCCUGCGGCCAAGCCCAAGGAGCCCACCACAGCAGCCGCACCGGCCAGGAAGGAGCCCAAGGAGAUCACUUUCCUCGAUGCCAAGAAGAGCCUGAACCUCAACAUCUUCCUGAAACAAUUUAAGUGCUCCAACGAGGAGGUCGCUGCUAUGAUCCGGGCCGGCGAUACCACCAAGUUUGAUGUGGAGGUUCUCAAGCAGCUCCUUAAGCUCCUUCCGGAGAAGCACGAGAUUGAAAACCUGCGGGCAUUCACAGAGGAGCGAGCCAAGCUGGCCAACGCCGACCACUUCUACCUCCUCCUGCUGGCCAUUCCCUGCUACCAGCUGCGAAUCGAGUGCAUGCUGCUGUGUGAGGGCGCGGCCGCCGUGCUGGACAUGGUGCGGCCCAAGGCCCAGCUGGUGCUGGCCGCCUGCGAAAGCCUGCUCACCAGCCGCCAGCUGCCCAUCUUCUGCCAGCUGAUCCUGAGAAUUGGGAACUUCCUCAACUACGGCAGCCACACCGGUGAUGCUGACGGCUUCAAGAUCAGCACGUUGCUGAAGCUCACGGAGACCAAGUCCCAGCAGAACCGUGUGACGCUGCUGCACCAUGUGCUGGAGGAAGCGGAAAAGAGCCACCCCGACCUCCUGCAGCUGCCCCGGGACCUGGAGCAGCCCUCGCAAGCAGCAGGGAUCAACCUGGAGAUCAUCCGCUCAGAGGCCAGCUCCAACCUGAAGAAGCUUCUGGAGACUGAGCGGAAGGUGUCUGCCUCGGUGGCCGAGGUCCAGGAGCAGUACACUGAGCGCCUCCAGGCAAGUGGGCACCUGGGCCCGGGGCUGGCAGGAGAGGCUGCCCUGAUCAAGCGAGCCGGGACCAUCACGCGCCCUUACCCCCAGGCCAGCAUCUCGGCCUUCCGGGCACUGGACGAGCUGUUUGAGGCCAUUGAGCAGAAGCAGCGGGAGCUGGCCGACUACCUGUGUGAGGACGCCCGGCAGCUGUCCCUGGAGGACACGUUCGGCACCAUGAAGGCCUUCCGGGACCUCUUCCUCCGCGCCCUGAAGGAGAACAAGGACCGGAAGGAGCAGGCGGCGAAGGCAGAGAGGAGGAAGCAGCAGCUGGCGGAGGAGGAGGCGCGGCGGCCCCGGGGAGAGGACGGGAAGCCUGUCAGGAAGGGGCCCGGGAAGCACGAGGAGGUGUGUGUCAUCGAUGCCCUCCUGGCCGACAUCAGGAAGGGCUUCCAGCUGCGGAAGACGGCCCGGGGCCGUGGGGACACCGAUGGGGGCAGCAAGGUGGCCUCCAUGGAUCCCCCAAGAGCCACAGAGCCUGUGGCCACCAGUAACUCUGCAGGAGACCCCGUGGGCGGCACACACUGUCCUGCCUCUAAGCCCGACCUUGAUGCUACAAUGGCCAGCGAGUCCCGGGGCUGGGACCUUGUAGACGCCGUGACCCCCUGCCCUCAGCCCACCCUGGAGCAGUCGGAGGAGGGUGGUCCCCCGCCCCUGGAGAGGCGUUCUUCCUGGUAUGAGGAUGCCAGCGACGUCCUAACCACCGAGGAUGCCCAGUGCCCCCAACCCUUGGAGGGGGCCUGGCCAGUGACUCUGGGAGAUGCUCAGGCCCUGAAGCCCCUCAAGUUCUCCGGCAACAAGCCCCCUGCAGCUGGAAGUUCAAGCCACGAUGCCAAGGAUCCCACGUCCUUGCUGGGUGUCCUCCAGGCCGAGGCCGACAGCACAAGCGAGGGGCUGGAGGACGCAGUCCACGGCCGUGGUGCCAGACCCCCCGCGGCAGGUCCGGGUGAGGAUGGGGACGAGGACGAGGAGGAUACAGCCCCAGAGUCCGCGCUGGACACAUCCCUGGACAAGUCUUUCUCCGAGGAUGCGGUGACCGACUCCUCGGGCUCGGGCACACUCCCCAGGGCCCGGGGCCGGGCCUCAAAGGGGACUGGCAAGCGACGGAAGAAGCGUCCCUCCAGGAGCCAGGAAGCAGAGGUUCCCCCUGAUUCUGAUGAUAAUAAAACAAAGAAACUGUGUGUGAUCCAGUAAGGCCUCAGGCCCAGGCCCAAGGCCAAGUGAGAGAGCCCAGGCCACAGGACAUGCUGCCAUUCUGCCAAGAGAGGCUCUUCUGGGGGCCAGGCUGGGACUGGGCCCCGGAAACCAAAAGUCCGUGCCUUACCCAGCCAGGGCCCUCCUGGAGCCUUCUUUGGGUGUUGUGGCUGGGACCCCGACAGGCACCAGUACCCUGCCAGGCCAAGUGCCCUCCUGGACUGCCUGCACGCGCCAGCCUCCUACCUGCUUCCUAAAGGCGACCCUGGCCCACACCUGCAUGCACCCGGUGCAGCCUGCCAAGGGCCAGUCGUGGGGGCUGUGUCCUGCCAGUGUCCACCACAGCUCUGCCUGCCCUUCAGCCCAGCAGGGUUUAAUCAAAACGCAAUGCCUUGCGAGUCUUGACUGCUUGAAGGUGGCUGAGUUGGGGGCCCUGGGCAGGGCAGGCUGGCGGGCAGUGCCAUGGCAGGCCAGGGUCCCUCCCGUGGGGUCUGGCCCCCAUCCCAGCAUGUCCAGCCCCAAAGUUGGAGUGGGAAGCGGUCUGCAUUUGCUGCCACCACCAGGCCUCUGCCCUGCAGCUGAAACUUGGCCAUCACAUCAACAGAAAACCCCUCCCAGUGCCAGCUGCCCAGGAUGGGCGGGCCCUGGGGACAAUACAGGUCCACCUGAGGGGCUGCAGGGUGACACCCAGCAGCCUCUGCCCCCUCACUGCCCACCCAGAGAGGGCAGCCUGCCCGAGCCUGCCGCCUGCCAGGUGUGUGCCCUGAGGCUGGCAGCUGGACGUGUGGCCAAUAAAAAGCAGACCUAGCCC
Messenger RNA from Piliocolobus tephrosceles (Ugandan red Colobus), 4747 nucleotides. It is a transcript of the gene INF2, whose product is annotated as inverted formin 2. Gene Ontology annotation, biological process: actin cytoskeleton organization. Gene Ontology annotation, molecular function: actin binding; small GTPase binding. The transcript has 23 exons. NCBI's taxonomy places the organism in Eukaryota, Metazoa, Chordata, Mammalia, Primates, Cercopithecidae. The record is from RefSeq and is a predicted model, not a curated record. The coding region runs from base 148 to 3936 and encodes 1262 amino acids.